UUUUGCUGGCUUUGCUUGUUAUGUGCAUUGUAUUAUUUCCUUCAGGAGUUCAGCACAAUCAAGACAAUCUUCACUCUUUAACUUUAGAGGAAUAUCUAAAUGGAGAUUAUCAGUACAAAACAUUCUCUCCUUACUGGGUUUCAGGAAAUGAGUAUCUUCACCAGUCUGCAGAAGAUGAUGUCAUUCUUUACAACGUUGAAUCUGGGCAGUCAGUCACUCUCAUCACUAACAGCACCCUUACUAAAGUGAAAGCCACAAACUACGCCUUAUCCGCCAACCAGAAUUUUAUAUUGUUGGAAAGCAAUUACUCUAAGCUUUGGAGGUACUCUUAUACAGCAUCCUAUCACAUUUUUGAUCUUAUCCAUGGGGUCUUUGCCAAAGAACAUGAGCUUCCACACAACAUUCAGUAUAUAUCUUGGUCACCCACUGGACACAAAUUGGCAUAUGUAUAUCAGAAUAAUAUAUAUUUGAAACAAGAUCCUAGAGAACCUUCUAUUCAAAUAACUACUAAUGGAAAACCGAAUGAGAUAUUUAAUGGAAUUCCAGACUGGGUUUAUGAAGAGGAAAUGCUUGCUGUAAAGUAUGCACUCUGGUGGUCUCCAAAUGGGAAGAACGUGGCAUAUAUUCAGUUCAAUGAUACCGACAUACCUGUUAUUGAAUAUUCGUAUUAUGGUGUGGAUCAGUAUCCUAGAAAAAUAGCUAUUCCUUAUCCAAAGGCUGGGGCUAAAAACCCUACAGUCAAGGUGUUUGUCAUAGACACCACAAACCCUGAAGUUUUCGGUCCUAAGGAAAUACCUGCUCCAGCAGUGAUAGCCUCAAGUGAUCAUUAUGUCACUUGGAUUACAUGGGUAACGGAUAACCGAAUUGGUGUGCAGUGGCUGAAAAGAGUCCAGAACUUCUCGCUCUUGGCUAUUUGUGACUACAAUGAUCGUUCUAGAUCCUGGAUGUGCCCAGAGAAUCGACAGCAUGUAGAAGAAAGCCCGGCAGGAUGGGCUGGUGGAUUCUUUGUCUCAGCUCCAUAUUUCACUUCUGAUACCAUUUCAUAUUACAAAAUUUUCAGUGACAAGAAUGGUUAUAAACAUAUCCAUUAUGUCAAAGAUUCUGUGGAAAAUGCAGUACCAAUCACUAGCGGACCAUGGGAAGCCAUAUACAUCUACAGAGUAACUGAUGAUGCAAUAUUCUUUUCAAGCAAUGAAUUUGAAGGCUAUCCAGGGAGAAGGAAUAUUUAUAAAAUUAAUCUUCAAACAAAUCCUCCAACCAAGCAGUGUAUUACUUGUAAUUUAAGAAAAGAAAGAUGCCAGUAUUAUGCAGCAAGAUUCAGUUACAAUGCCAACUAUUAUGCUUUACUCUGCUAUGGUCCUGGAACCCCCAUUUCUACUCUUUAUGACAGCAGAUAUGAUAGAGAGAUUAAAGUUUUGGAAGAUAAUAUGCAACUGGAAUUGGAUUUGCAGAAAAUCAGCAUGCCUACAGAGGAAAUUAACAAACUUGAAGUGGAUGGUUUUACCAUUUGGUACAAGAUGAUUCUACCUCCAGGGUUUGAUAAAUCCAAGAAGUAUCCUCUUCUCAUACAGGUGUAUGGAGGACCUUGCAGUCAAAAUGUGAAACACACUUUUGGCAUCACUUGGAUAACCUACCUGGCCAGCAAAGAAGGGAUCGUGGUGGCCCUUGUGGAUGGCCGAGGAACAGCCUUCCAGGGUGAUAAGAUGUUGUAUGCAGUCUAUCGCAGACUUGGGGUUUAUGAAGUUGCAGAUCAAAUCUCAGCAGUAAGAAAGUUUAUAGACAUGGGCUUUAUUGAUGAGAAAAGAAUAGCCAUAUGGGGAUGGUCCUAUGGCGGCUACGUAGCCUCGUUGGCACUUGGGUCUGGCACUGGAGUCUUUCAAUGUGGGAUUGCAGUGGCUCCUGUCUCCAGCUGGGAAUAUUACGCAUCCAUUUACACUGAAAGAUUUAUGGGUCUUCCAACAAAAUCAGACAACCUUGAGCACUACAGAAAUUCAACAGUGAUGGCCAAGGUGGAGAACUUCCAUAAUGUGGAUUAUCUUCUCAUCCAUGGAACAGCAGAUGAUAAUGUACAUUUUCAGAACUCUGCGCAGAUCUCCAAAGCCUUAGUCGAAGCACAAGUGGAUUUCCAGGCAAUGUGGUACACUGACCAGAACCAUGCCAUUCCAGGUGUUUCUCUUAAACAUCUUUACAUCCAUAUGACCCACUUCCUCAAGCAGUGCUUUUCCCUCGUUUGAAGCAAGGCUUCCUCCACUGGCCUUCACUGUUUACACAUAAAGGAGAACAAUUUCUGCUAUUUUAUAAAGCAAGAUUAGCUACGCACAUUAAGCGUAUUUUGGAGACUGAAUAUGUGAUUUGCAGAAGGCUUGAUGCCUAUACCUCUUAUUGACAUUAACAUGCCAGUUUGUGUUUGGGUAUGUUUAUUUGUUG
Messenger RNA from Gekko japonicus, 2427 nucleotides. It is a transcript of the gene FAP, whose product is annotated as fibroblast activation protein alpha. Gene Ontology annotation, biological process: proteolysis. The coding region runs from base 21 to 2234 and encodes 737 amino acids. Gene Ontology annotation, molecular function: dipeptidyl-peptidase activity; serine-type endopeptidase activity. The record is from RefSeq and is a predicted model, not a curated record. Lineage: Eukaryota; Metazoa; Chordata; Lepidosauria; Squamata; Gekkonidae. The transcript is spliced from 25 exons.